CUUUGGCGUCCUGCCUUUGAUUCGGUGGAGCAGACCGUUUGCCCCUCGCGUCGCGGUUUUCCAUGCAAUCGUGCGGUGUGUCUCUCGCCGCUGCUGCCUGCGCUGCUGCUCGGAGUCUCGGCUCGGCUUCUUCUGGUGGUGAUGAGGGAAAGAAAAUGGCGGCGGGAAAAGCGAGUGAAACAGAGGAGGACUUUCCGACACUGACAGCCCAGGAGAGGGACACUUUGGCUGGGAUCGACAGCUCACUGUUUGGAUUUCAGAAGCUUCAUGAAGAUGGCGCCAGAACGAAGGCCCUGUUGAUGAAGGCUGUUCGCUGCUAUGAUUCGCUCAUCCUCAAGGCCGAGGGCAAAGUGGAGCCCGAAAUAUUUUGCCAGCUCGGUCACUUCAACCUCCUCUUGGAGGAUUAUCCGAAAGCAUUAUCAGCAUACCAGAGGUACUACAGUUUACAGUCAGACUACUGGAAGAAUGCUGCGUUUCUGUAUGGCCUGGGAAUGGUCUACUUCCACUAUAACGCCUUUCAGUGGGCGAUCAAAGCAUUCCAGGAGGUGCUGUACAUCGACCCAGGGUUCUCCCGGGCCAAGGAGAUCCACCUUCGCCUGGGGCUCAUGUUCAAAGUCAACACCGAUUACGAGUCGAGCCUAAAGCAUUUUCAGCUGGCUUUGAUUGACUCCAACCCCUGCACUUUGUCCAAAGCUGAAAUCCAGUUCCACAUCGCUCAUUUGUAUGAGAUUCAGAAGAGAUACCGCGCUUCCAAGGAGGCUUACGAGAGCCUCCUGCAGACGGAGGAUCUCCCUGCACAGGUGAAGGCCACGACCCUGCAGCAGCUGGGUUGGAUGCAUCACACGGUGGAGCAGCUCGGGGACAAAGCCAGCAGGGACAGCUAUGCCAUCCAGUGUCUGCAGAAGUCUCUGGAAGCUGACCCCAACUCCGGACAGUCCUGGUACUUCCUUGGCAGGUGCUACGCUAGUAUUGGCAAGGUCCAGGAUGCCUUCAUCUCCUAUCGACAGUCCAUCGACAAAUCAGAGGCCAGUGCGGAUACGUGGUGUUCCAUAGGAGUGUUGUACCAGCAGCAGAACCAGCCCAUGGACGCCCUGCAGGCCUACAUCUGCGCCGUGCAGCUGGACCACAGUCACGCCGCCGCCUGGAUGGAUCUGGGCACGCUGUACGAGUCGUGCAACCAGCCGCACGACGCCAUCAAGUGCUACAUCAACGCCACCCGCAGCAAAGGCUGCACCAACACCGCCGCACUCACACACCGCAUCAAGUGUCUGCAGGCUCAGUUGAGUAACCCCCAGCUCAGUAGCCUACAGGGUAAAAGUAAAAUGCUCCCUCUUAUUGAGGAGGCCUGGAGUCUACCAAUCCCAGCUGAGCUAACCUCCAGGCAGGGAGGCCUGAGCAGUGCACCACAGCAGGCCUGUAAGCCCAACCAUAGUGCGGAAGGUGGGGGCUCGGGUCAAACCCUACCCCCUCAUGUAGGAGCACUGGGCCAAGCCGAAGAUCAGUCCUGCCCGGCCAAGAGGAGGAGAGCUGCCAGUCCUGCCAAGAGCGAUUCAUGGCCCAGUAAUCCACCACAGCAGCCGGUACCUAGUUGGCUCCUCUCUCCACAGAAAUUACAGAUGCUGGAGCAGCUGCGGAGUAACCGAGCCAACCUGAAGCCCCCACAGCCACAGAUGUUGGAGCAGCUGGAGGCCCAGCUUGCCGUGAUGCAGCAGCACCAGAUGAGGCAAAACGCCUCAGGAGGUCAGAUGCGCCCCUCUCUCCCCAACGGCCCCAGCACCAACCCCCUCCCGUCCCCCAGCCUCCACCCUAUGCGGCCCCACCUCGGACCCCACCGGCACCUUUGCCCUCCUCAGCCGCUGGCCAACGGACCCGUGGGCUCCGGGCCUCACGGACACUCGGACUCUGUGGGCAACAGUAGUAACGGUAGUAAUAAUCAGCCGGGGGCCGCGGCCACAGGACCCAACGGAGACGUGCCUUACCCGCAAGCUGCCGGCAGUGCAGCACCGCUACCUCACACCUGCACAAGCACGCAAACACCGGACGCCGUGCCGCGCCAGGCCCUGCACCUAAACUCCUCUCAGGGGCUUAAGAAGGAGUGUGUUCCACAUGCGACCAGCUCCAACAGCGAGGGAACCCCCUCCCACCUUCAGACCACCGCCACCACCCCCACUCGCCCCAACAAUCAGGUUGGACAUUCCACUAAUGCCCCGUCGCCACCGCGGCAGCAGCCUCACAACCACCUCCCCUCGCCGCCCACCCUGCCCGUCUCCUCUACCUCAGGUGGUGCUGGACCCGACGUGUCCACUACCAAAGAUGCCGCUGGCACGUCCAUCGGGAACGGGGGCUCCGAGGACAAGACGCCACUGCCGCCUUCUGACGGCAUUCGGGCUGACGGCCUAGCCAAUCACGUCCACUCUGGGGAUGGUGACAAGGUGGCGGAAGGUGGCGAGAAGCCAAGCCUUAGCGCAGACAAUCCCAGGCUAUCUUCCCUGCUGGCGGGGGGAAAGGGCCCGGAAAAGAGCGAGGGGCCGUCGGAAGCAUCCGCACCACCAGAUGCCCAGAAGAAAGUCAACAACAUUCAUCCAGCCGCCCUGCCCUCCAUCCCCCAGGCUCAGGGCAGCUCAGCCGCCUCCUCGCCCAUCUCCGCCAUCUCCACCGCCACGCCGUCGCCCAAAUCCUCCGAACACACCCAGACCGGCGCCCACAGCCCCACCAACACCACCACGUCUGCCGCUCCCGCCCUCAACGGGAACAGUAAAGGAGGUAUCUCAGAGGACUCUCAAAGCCCGCUGAAGGCGGAGCCACCCGCUGCCAUUGGCCUCAAAGCCACGCCCCCACAUGGACAGAGCUCAUCUUCAUCAUCAUCAUCAUCUUCAAUAUCCAUCUACCCCAGCUCCACGGACGUGCUGAAGGCCUGCAGAAACCUGGGGAAGAACGGGCUGUCCAACAGCAGCAUCCUCCUCGAUAAGUGCCCCCCGCCCCGGCUGCCGCCCCCUCCCACACCAGCCCUGCCCAAAGACAAGCUGAACCCUCCCACACCCAGCAUCUACCUGGAGAACAAGAGGGAUGCGUUUUUUCCCCCGCUGCACCAGUUCUGCACAAACCCCUCCAACCCCGUCACGGUCAUCAGAGGCCUGGCUGGAGCUCUCAAACUGGAUCUGGGUCUGUUCUCCACUAAGACUUUAGUAGAGGCCAACCCGGAGCACCCAGUGGAGGUCUGGACUCAGCUUUUGCAGCCCGCGGACGAGAACUGGGACCCGACGGGCACAAAGAAGAUGUGGCGCUGCGAGAGCACCCGAGCCCACACCACCAUCGCCAAAUAUGCCCAGUAUCAGGCCGCCUCCUUCCAGGAGUCCCUGCGGGAGGAAAAUGAAAAGAAGGCACUUAAGGAGCCCUCCGACUCGGAGCCAAUGUCAGCAGAGAGUGCUGCGCGAAAACAAAGAGGUCCCUUAAAACACAUCAAAUUUGGAACCAACAUCGACGUCUCAGACGAACGAAAGUGGAAACAGCAGCUACAGGAGCUCAGUAAACUCCCGGCCUUCGGGCGAGUCGUGUCGGCCGGGAACCUCCUCAGCCACGUUGGCCACACCAUCCUGGGAAUGAACACGGUCCAGCUCUACAUGAAGGUUCCUGGCAGCAGGAUCCCCGGACACCAGGAGCACAACAACUUCUGCGCCGUCAACAUAAACAUCGGUCCCGGGGACUGCGAGUGGUUCGCCGUGCCCGAGCCAUACUGGGGAGUGAUGAGCAACUUCUGUGAGAAGAACAACAUCAACUUCCUGAUGGGCUCCUGGUGGCCCAACCUGGAAGACCUAUACGAGGCCGACGUUCCCGUCUACCGGUUCAUCCAGCGUCCGGGUGACUUGGUGUGGCUCAACACAGGAACCAUCCACUGGGUGCAGGCCAUCGGCUGGUGCAACAACAUCGCCUGGAACGUCGGACCUCUCACCGCCCACCAGUACAAGCUGGCUGUGGAGCGUUACGAGUGGAACAAACUCCAGAGCGUCAAGUCCAUGGUUCCCAUGGUGCACCUCUCCUGGAACAUGGCGCGCAACAUUAAAGUGUCCGACCACAAGCUGUUCGAGAUGAUCAAGUACUGCCUGCUGCGGACGUUAAAGCAGUGCCAGUGGGUGAAGGAGGCCUUGGUGUCAGCCGGCAAGGAAACCGUCCUGAGGCCAAGGACCCGGGACGAGCCGGCCCACUACUGCACCAUCUGUGAGGUGGAAGUGUUUAACCUGCUCUUUGUGCGCCGCGAGCACCUCUCGAAGAAGCAGUAUGCGGUCCACUGCCAGGACUGCGCCAGGAAAGGCAGCGCCACGCUGGACGACUUUGUGGUGCUGGAACAGUACCGGAUGGAAGACCUCAUGCAGGUCUACGACCAGUUCACAUUAGCCCCUCCUCUUCAUUCAUCUUCAUCUUGACAUUAAGCGUCCUCUCUUACCUUCAUCUUUUCCUCUGGAGCCAUGAAGCCCCAUCUCCACCAACGUGUCGAGGUUUUAAAACGAAAACUCAACAUCCACAUAAACGGACCAUUUCUGAUAUUCAGGAAAGCCAAUGCUGUCUCCUCCCUCACCCCCAUCCUUCACAACCGCUCCUCCAUUGUGGCUGGUCUCCAUAGCGACGGCUGGAGGCUGAGAGUGUCUGUCUAUGCAACCUGUUUGAAGCACCGGGGCCUUCCAGAAGAGGGCGCCACCUGGCUUGUUAACAGGACUGGUUUCUCUUUGUCCCCUCCUCACCCGCCCUCUAAAAAGACAAUGGUUCAGAUGUGGAUUAAAGGAGGACUUAAUCAUACGGUUGGGAUCAGCGGCGCUCUUCGAGCGUGAUAUAAAAUGUUUUUGUAGAUACUUGUUAACUGUCACAACUGGCAACACCACCCGUAAAAAGACUACUGACUUGACCCUUCUGUCGCUUUCUUCUCUCUUUUUUUUUUUUAAUUCUGGUAACAGGAUGAAAUGUUUGGCUUUGAUUUGUGGAUCUCCUCCAGAUGUUCUUCUCCUUCUUUGUCCUAAGGAGCACUAGCCUAACUGGUCUUUUUCUACAGUAGAUAGUCGUUUUACGACUCUUUGGAAAGCGCAAAAAAAAAAAAAAGCAAAAGAAAAAUUUGUAAUGUGAAGAGUAAUUUUUCUUCUGUUUGUUUUUUCGGCUUUUUUCAGUUUGACCUUUGUCUUUAUGAAUUUUGUUUUUCUUAGGUAAAAAAAAAUGUAAAAAUAAAAUAAAAAAUUACUAGCCAAGUCACAAAGAAAAUGGGUUGCACAUAGACUUACGGAAGUUUAAUUUGUGAUUUUGUUUUUAUGUUUCUAAUCUCGAUGUAAAUUUACACUAUUUAUAAAUACAUAUUUAUUGCUUGAGGAUAUUUGUCGAUGGAAUGCUGUUAUUUUUUUCCAGAGUACCUGCCAUUAAAUUUGAAGGAGUUUUUGUCAUUUUAAA
Nothobranchius furzeri (turquoise killifish) is the source of this 5427-nucleotide messenger RNA. RefSeq names its product lysine (K)-specific demethylase 6A (gene kdm6a). Gene Ontology annotation, biological process: heart development; regulation of gene expression. Gene Ontology annotation, cellular component: MLL3/4 complex. Gene Ontology annotation, molecular function: protein binding; chromatin DNA binding; histone H3K27me2/H3K27me3 demethylase activity. The record is from RefSeq and is a predicted model, not a curated record. Lineage: Eukaryota; Metazoa; Chordata; Actinopteri; Cyprinodontiformes; Nothobranchiidae.